GCAGCCACAGAAAAGCGAGCGAGGCACCGAGCGCCGACUUGCAACGGGGAGGGGGGGCUGUUUAGCGUGGAAUGUAAUUAUGGCAGGCACAUCCGAAGCGAGCUCCGAUUCAUGCUGGCUGAGUAGGAUAUCAGUACCCACAAAGUCCUGAAUGUGGAGAGUGGUGGAAGAAGAGGAGACAGUCCACAGACCAUUUUUCUCCACUGCCUUUGGUUUUCUUCUGUUUAUUUGUGGGUAGGUCAAUGUGCAGCCAUUGCUAGAUGUGACGUUUCUACUAUGUGGCUUCUAAGGCUAAAGCACCAUUUGUCGGUCAACAUCUGGACUCUUCUGCUUCUGGGGAGUGCCUGGCUGCCAUUGGCAGAAGGCACCCCCAAGUCCUCCUCUCCCUUUAGGACUUUCCAGGUCACAGACUGGAGUUUGACACACUUGGUGGUCCACAAUAAAACCGGGGAGGUGUAUGUCGGUGCUGUCAACCGGAUCUAUAAGCUUGCAAAUAACCUUACACUGCUGCGCACUCACGUAACGGGGCCAGUAGAUGACAAUGAGAAGUGCUACCCACCGCCCAGUGUGCAGUCAUGCCCACAUGGGCUAGUUAGUACCAACAAUGUCAACAAGUUGCUGCUGGUGGAUUACUCUGGGAACCGGCUGAUAGCCUGUGGCAGCGCUUCUCAAGGCAUCUGCCAGUUCCUGCGCUUAGAUGACCUCUUCAAGUUGGGAGAGCCUCACCACCGCAAGGAGCACUACCUCUCCAGUGUGAAUGAGUCAGGGACCAUGUCAGGCGUCAUCAUCGAAGUGCAAAAUGGGCAAAACAAGCUCUUCAUUGGUACACCCAUUGAUGGCAAGUCUGAGUACUUCCCUACCCUGUCCAGCCGCAAGCUGAUGGACAGCGAGGAGAAUGCAGAAAUGUUUGGCUUUGUUUAUCAAGAUGAAUUUGUCUCCUCCCAGCUCAAGAUCCCAUCAGAUACACUCUCCAAGUUCCCCACAUUUGAUAUCUACUACAUCUACAGCUUCAGCAGUGAACAGUUUGUCUACUACCUGACUUUGCAGUUGGACACUCAACUUACCUCACCAGACUCUACGGGGGAGCAGUUCUUCACCUCUAAAGUUGUCCGGCUAUGUGUGGAUGAUCCCAAGUUCUACUCAUAUGUGGAAUUCCCCAUUGGUUGUGUUCGAGAUGGCAUUGAAUACCGCCUGAUUCAAGAUGCUUACCUCAGCAAGCCUGGAAAGGCACUGGCCAGACAGCUGGGCAUUUCGGAGCAUGAGGAUAUCCUCUUCACAGUCUUCUCUCAGGGCCAGAAGAACAGGGUCAAACCACCAAAGGAAUCUGUCCUUUGCCUCUUCACACUGAAGAAAAUCAAAGACAAGAUCAAGGAGCGUAUCCAGUCUUGCUACCGUGGGGAAGGAAAGCUCUCUUUGCCCUGGCUUUUAAACAAGGAAUUGGGCUGCAUAAACUCUCCUCUACAAAUUGAUGACAAUUUCUGUGGGCAGGAUUUUAACCAGCCGUUGGGUGGGACAGUCACCAUUGAAGGUGUGCCACUGUUUGUGGACAAGGAAGAUGGCAUGACAUCAGUCGCUGCUUAUGACUACCGUGGGCACACUGUAGUCUUUGCCGGAACGAGAAGCGGCAAGAUCAAAAAGAUCCUGGUAGACCCUGCCAAUCCCCUUGGACGUUCAGCACUGCAGUAUGAGAAUGUUGUGGCCCACGAAGGCAGCUCCAUUCUGCGGGACCUGGUCCUCAGCCCUGAUCUCCAGUACCUCUAUGCCAUGACUGAAAAGCAGGUGACUCAAGUACCAGUGGAGAGCUGUGAGCAAUAUACAACUUGUGGAUUAUGUCUGGGCUCCAGAGACCCUCACUGUGGCUGGUGUGUUUUACACAACAUCUGCUCACGGAAGGAUAGGUGUGAACGAGCUGAUGAGCCUCAGCGCUUUGCCUCAGAUCUGCGUCAGUGUGUCCAGCUCACUGUCCAGCCUAAGAACAUAUCAGUCACCAUGUCAGAAGUCCCGCUGGUCCUACAGGCCUGGAAUGUCCCUGAUCUCUCUGCUGGUGUGAACUGCUCCUUUGAAGAUUUUACAGAGUCGGAGAGUCGCAUUGAAGAUGGCAGAAUCUACUGCAGCUCUCCUUCUACAAAGGAUGUUAUCCCUAUCACCAGAGGUCGAGGCGAUAAGCGAGUUGUGAAACUCUACCUCAAAUCCAAGGAGACUGGGAAGAAGUUUGCAGCUGUGGAUUUUGUCUUUUACAACUGUAGUGUUCACCAAUCUUGCCUGUCUUGUGUGAAUGGGUCCUUCCCUUGCCACUGGUGUAAAUAUCGUCACAUCUGUACCCACAAUGCUGCUGAGUGCUCCUUUCUGGAAGGACGUGUCAAGAUGUCUGAGGAUUGCCCACAGAUCCUUCCCUCCACCCAGAUAUAUAUCCCCGUGGGUGUGGUGAAACCCAUCACUUUGACAGCUAAAAACUUACCACAGCCACAGUCUGGACAGCGCAAUUAUGAGUGCAUCUUCCAUAUCCCUGGCAGUCCCACACGCGUCACUGCUCUGCGCUUUAACAGCACCAGCAUCCAGUGCCAGAACACCUCGUAUUUCUAUGAAGGGAAUGACAUCAGUGACCUCCCGGUGAACCUUUCUGUGGUGUGGAAUGGGAACUUCAUCAUUGAUAAUCCACAGAACAUUCAGGCUCACCUGUACAAAUGCUCAGCUCUGCGUGAAAGCUGUGGGCUGUGCCUCAAAGCAGAUCCACGAUUUGAAUGUGGCUGGUGUGUUUCAGAAAAGCGAUGUUCCCUGCGCCAGCACUGUCCUGCCUAUGAGAGCAGCUGGAUGCAUGCUAGCAAUGGCAACAGCCGCUGUGCAGACCCCAAAAUAAUCAAGUUGUCUCCUGAAACGGGUCCUCGUCAGGGGGGCACUCGUUUAACCAUCACCGGAGAGAACCUGGGCCUGAAGUUUGAGGAUGUACGCUUGGGGGUGCGAGUUGGGAAAGUGAUGUGCAUUCCCAUUGAGAGUGAAUACAUCAGUGCUGAGCAGAUUGUCUGUGAGAUUGGAGAAGCCAGCCCUAGCAAAAUCCAAGAUGCACCUGUGGAAGUCUGUGUCAGGGACUGUUCCCCCAGCUAUAAGGCCACAGCUCCUAAAAGCUUCACAUUUGUGAACCCCACAUUCUCACAAGUGACACCAGCACGGGGUCCUCUCUCUGGGGGCACCUGGAUUAGCAUAAAGGGAAAGCACCUCAAUGCCGGAAGUGACAUCACAGUGACCAUCGGGGGGCAAGCUUGUGCCUUUUCAUGGAGAAAUGCUGGAGAGAUCCGGUGUAAGACACCAUCUGGCCAGAGCCCAGGGGAAACACCCAUCCUCAUCCAUAUAAACCGAGCUGUACUUAGCAGUCCUGAAGUGAUGUAUUACUAUACUGAAGAUCCCACCAUUCAGAAGAUAGACCCUGAAUGGAGCAUCAACAGUGGUGGUACGCUGUUGACAGUGACAGGCACCAACCUGGCUACGAUCAAGGAGCCCCGGAUCCGAGCCAAGUAUGGCAGCUCUGAAAGGGAGAAUAACUGCACUGUCUAUAAUGACACCACCAUGGUAUGUUAUGCUCCUUCCAUUGACAACCCAACCCGGAGCCCCCCGGAGCUUGGUGACCGCCCAGAUGAGAUUGGUUUUGUCAUGGAUAAUGUCCAAGCCUUGCUGAUCAUCAACAGAACAAACUUCGUGUAUUACCCAGACCCUGUGUUUGAGUCUCUCCCUUCUGGCAUGUUGGAGCUCAAGCCAAGCUCCCCACUCAUCCUCAAGGGCCGUAACCUGCUCCCUCCAGCAACUGGAAAUUCCCGUCUAAACUACACUGUGCUUAUUGGUGACACUCCCUGUGCCCUUACAGUUUCGGAGACUCAGCUUCUCUGCGAGUCACCAAACCUCACAGGACAGCACAAAGUGACGAUCAAGGCUGGUGGCUUUGAGUUCUCUCCAGGGACACUGCAGAUCUACUCAGACAAUUUGUUGACCCUCCCGGCCAUCAUUGGCAUUGGUGGGGGUGGGGGCCUGCUCUUGCUUAUCAUCAUCAUUGUCCUCAUUGCAUACAAGCGAAAGUCCCGAGAUGCUGACCGCACUCUCAAACGCUUGCAACUGCAGAUGGACAACCUGGAGUCCCGCGUGGCCUUGGAGUGCAAGGAAGCCUUUGCUGAACUGCAGACUGAUAUCCAUGAGUUGACCAAUGACUUGGAUGGGGCCGGCAUCCCCUUCUUGGAUUAUCGUACCUAUGCCAUGAGGGUCCUCUUCCCCGGAAUAGAAGACCAUCCUGUUUUGAAGGAAAUGGAGGUCCAGGCCAAUGUAGAGAAAUCCUUGACCCUCUUUGGCCAGCUCUUGAACAAAAAACACUUCCUGCUGACCUUCAUUCGCACCCUUGAGGCCCAGCGCAGCUUCUCCAUGAGAGACCGGGGCAAUGUGGCCUCCUUAAUCAUGACAGCGUUACAAGGUGAGAUGGAGUAUGCCACUGGGGUGCUCAAGCAGCUUCUCUCAGACCUGAUUGAGAAGAAUUUGGAGAGCAAGAACCAUCCAAAAUUACUCUUGAGGCGGACAGAGUCAGUGGCUGAGAAAAUGCUGACAAACUGGUUCACUUUCCUUCUAUACAAGUUCUUAAAGGAGUGUGCAGGUGAGCCUCUAUUCAUGCUUUACUGUGCCAUCAAACAGCAGAUGGAGAAGGGGCCCAUUGAUGCCAUCACAGGGGAAGCCCGCUAUUCCUUAAGUGAAGACAAGCUCAUCCGUCAGCAAAUUGACUACAAAAUGCUGACUCUGAACUGUGUGAACCCAGAGAAUGAAAAUGCUCCUGAGAUCCCAGUCAAGGUCCUGAACUGUGAUACCAUCACACAAGUGAAAGAGAAGCUUCUGGAUGCUGUGUACAAGGGAGUCCCCUACUCCCAGAGACCCAAAGCAGGAGACAUGGAUCUGGUGAGCACGAUUCCCAGUGACCCCAUGCCCUUCUCUUCCAUCGGUGCAGAGUGGCGGCAGGGCAGGAUGGCUCGGAUAAUACUGCAGGAUGAAGAUGUCACCACUAAAAUUGACAACGACUGGAAAAGGCUCAACACUCUUGCCCAUUAUCAGGUGACAGACGGUUCAUGUGUAGCACUGGUGCCCAAGCAGAAUUCAGCCUACAAUAUUUCCAAUUCCUCCACCUUUACCAAGUCGCUCAGUAGAUAUGAGAGUAUGCUCCGGACAGCCAGCAGCCCUGAUAGUCUUCGUUCCCGGACCCCCAUGAUCACUCCUGACCUGGAAAGCGGCACCAAGCUGUGGCAUCUGGUGAAGAAUCAUGAUCACAUGGAUCAACGAGAAGGUGAUCGGGGCAGCAAGAUGGUCUCAGAAAUCUACUUGACCCGACUGCUAGCCACCAAGGGGACCUUGCAGAAGUUUGUCGAUGACCUGUUUGAGACUAUCUUCAGCACGGCCCACCGAGGGAGUGCCUUGCCCUUGGCCAUCAAGUACAUGUUUGACUUCUUGGACGAACAAGCCGAUAAGCACCAGAUCAAUGAUUAUGAUGUCAGGCAUACCUGGAAGAGUAACUGUCUACCUCUGCGUUUUUGGGUGAAUGUGAUUAAGAACCCCCAAUUUGUGUUUGACAUUCAUAAGAACAGUAUUACUGAUGCCUGCCUAUCAGUGGUGGCUCAGACAUUCAUGGACUCCUGCUCAACUUCUGAGCACAAGCUAGGGAAAGACUCUCCCUCCAACAAACUACUGUAUGCCAAGGACAUCCCCAACUACAAAAGCUGGGUAGAAAGAUAUUAUGCAGAUAUUGCUAAAAUGCCAGCAAUCAGUGAUCAAGAUAUGAGCGCCUACCUAGCGGAACAGUCACGGUUACAUCUGAGCCAGUUCAACAGCAUGAGUGCACUGCACGAAAUCUACUCAUACAUCACCAAGUACAAGGAUGAGAUUUUAGCUGCUUUAGAGAAGGAUGAACAGGCUCGAAGGCAACGGCUGCGGAGUAAGUUGGAGCAGGCAAUUGACACAAUGGCCCUGAGCAGCUGAAAAGGUCAAGGUGGCACUGCAGACUUCCCUAGCAGAGGAUACUAAGACAGGGAGAGAGGGCGAGGAGGUGCGCGGCAAGCAAGAAUAUCUUGGGGCCCAGCACCAAGCAAUGCACAGAGUCCGCUGCGUCUCAGAAGACUUUACACAAACAGCAAAAACUUAACCACCGUUACCACAAACAAAAAACGAACCUAUGUAGAGACAUUUUGAAAGGAGCGACGUGGCAAAGAAUCUGAAGGACCCCACGAGAUGCGCAAGGAAGGCCAGGGAAAAGAGCUCCAGCUCGGCUGCCACUACUCCCCAAGGCCUGUUCCAGAUCUGUCAGUGGAAGGUUGGGGACUGCACUAAAUGUCUAGGACAACGUUUUUACAUUAUGGUUUUCUGUAGCGGGUGGGGUGGGUAGGCUUACAAUUUUUUUUCUUCUGUACUUGCUUCCCUUUCCCACUUUGCUUGGAGAAAUCUUCUCUUUAUCUCUCUCUCUUUCUCUCCCUUUCUCUCUCUCUCCCUCUCUCUCUCUCUCUGGCCUUCUGCCUCUAGUGUUAAAUGCUAUAUUUGCACAAUUUCCAAAAGCUAGAAAAGUUUUUUUUUUAAUUUUAAACAAGGAUUUUGAAAUGGGGAGAGGGGCUUCUAAAUUUUCCAAAAAAAACCUUUUCCAGAAUUUUUGGUGUUUUUUUUUAUAACAAAAAGAAUAAAGGAGCCUUGUUGGUUUAGGAUGGAAAUGGUGUAGGUGGGACCAACAGAAGAGUCCCAGUAUCUUUGGUUCUUCCUAUAAUUUGCCCUGUGCAAUGUUUCAUUUGAAUGUCCUUUAGCACAGGCCAAAUAUCUGCUCUCAUUUCUGAAUGCUGCUUAAGAAGGUGCUGAAGAGUUAGAUACAAGAAAUCAACAAGCUUAAAAAAGGAGGGGUGGCAUUCUGUGGCAAGCCCCAAAGGCCAAGGGGAAGGGCCUCUUUCAUCUGCUCAUUGUUGCAACCCCUCACUAAAUUGCAUUGUAGAAGGAGCAAACUUCACAGAACAGGAUGAGCUGUUUGUCAGAAUUAAAAAGCUGAGCUGCACAACUUUUCAGAAGCCUUUUGUGUCUCUCCUCCCACCAGACCCCUUAUCUCUUAGUUUUCCUUCUGUAGGGCAUUUUGACAUUGGAGGACUUUUAAACAAGCGAUUCCCUCCUGGUGCAGCAGCAGAAGCACAGAGAGCUGAACUGCCCAUUUGAGACUGUUCUCAGUAUUGCCUCUUCCGCUGUGAAAGAAAGGUUCUUAGUAGAAGAUCCAGCAGCAUGAGGUGGGGGCUAGGUCAUGCAGGAGGCCAAAAGAGUAGCUACUUCUAUUUGUGUUAAAUUCAUGGCUUCCCAAGGCAGCCUUUGGUAGCAUCGGGGGCCUAAUCAGGAGGGUAUGACUGAGAAAUCACGGCCAGUCUCACUCCUAAGUGACGAGGAUUGAAACAUAAUUCAGUUCUGAGUUGAAGUUUGGCACUGACAAAAUCAGCCUAAGUGAGUUGUCCUCACAGUUGCUUCUACAGUCGGCAGUUCGUGUACACGCACCUCGGGAGAAUAUUUACUUCUUGCAUCAUCCCAAGUCCAGGCAAACACAGUAUGUCUCCAUUUUUGUUCCGAUAGCAAUAAAGGCCCAAAUUCCAAAGCUGCUUGCAGUUCCACUCUACAGGGUCUCCCAUUGCAAAGCAGCCAGAGGCAAAUUUGACAAUCUUCUCUUUGCUACCUUUUCCAAAACCUUUAAGUAACAUUUUCUUAAAAUAACAAGAAAGCAAGCGCUUGGCAAGAGGAAUUGUUAGGCAACAGAAACUGUCUGUAACCAUCCCUUGCAUCUGCAGUGAACUGUAUCUAUUAGAAACCAUUUUGAUAGCAGCUACAUCAGUGGAUUUGUUUGGGGUUAUGCAAAACAAAGAAUUUGGAGAUGGGUAAGAAGCAAGAAGAUAGUGUGACUCUGUCACUUGAUGGCAACAGAUAGGUUGGGCAUCUUCCUUUCCUUUGUGCUGAUUUCAGGGAGAAAUCGUGAUCCCCCUCUCCCCUGAGCAGAGUCAACACCAUUACCUCCUUGCAGGAGCUUUUGCAUUAUCUGUGAUACCAUGCAUACCCAGAUUCUCGAGAGCUUGUUCAGGCACAGAGAUUUUCUUAGGUCUCAACUGGUCUAGACAACAGGGACAUUUUAAUUUCACUUAAAAAGAACAACAACACUCUGAUCAUUGUUGCAGCCCUGGUAAAUUGCAUUGCAGAAGGGACAAACUUCCCAGAACAGAAUGAGCUGCUUGUAAGGAUCUUAAAAAGCUGAGCUGUGCAACAUUUCAGAAGCUCUACAUAGCAUUGGCCUGACAGCUAGCGGAGGGCCACUGGAGAGGAAUCUCUUGCAAAUCAGAGUAUCUAUUCCUCUUCUCUGGUUCUUAGUCCAACUCAAAGACCUUGUCCUUUUCCCACUGUACGGUUGAUUCUUGGUGUGGCACUUUUCCUGGUCAGCAGACUCUGAGCCAGCAUUUCAGGAGGCCAGAGGGAGCAGGUGUCAAUUGGGUCAUAAAGCAGAAAGGGCUGCUGGAGCGGAGGUUGGGACUGUUUCUUACCUGCUCCCAGGUUCCAGUUGGGGUAACUCCAGUGUUUCUAAGGCAUCUUGUACUGCGUGGGAAAGAUGUUGUAUGUAUCUUCAGUUCGUGUCUGUUGUAUGUAUCUUCAGUUUGCAAACUUGAUUUAAAAGUUAUUCUUUCUAUGAAAAGGCCCCUCCCUCACUCCAUGGAAUUUAGUACAAGUGUCAUUGCAGCUCUGUCUUUGAAAUGCAGAUUCAUUGGGGAAAGAAUCUGGUGCUUAUUAGUUACCAUUAAUUCUCAGAUAUAGGAGUAUUACUCAUUUGAGUGGAUGAAGGGCACCCCACAACGUUUUGCAGCACCCUGCAAAAGAAGUGGUCGUUGUUUCCAUGCUACAAAUGUAGAACUGAGGCUAAGAGAGUGACUGAGCUAGGAUUUGAAACUACGUAUGUGGCUGAGUUUCUGCAUACUGGCUCUCCUUGGUUCUAUUGGAUUGAUAUCCCAGUGUCCUGGAUGAGGCAUUUCCUGAAGAUCUGAAAAUGCCCAUUUGGCCUUGCUUUCCCAAUCUGACGCCAACAAUUACAAAUAAUGCCAGUACAUCCCUAUUCAACUGACUCUAUUAAAUCUGAGAGAUGAAAACCAUUUAAGUGACCUCCUGAAGAUUCUUCUUAAAAUUGUCUCCCCAACACCUCUUUUUUACAUUGUCUCAUCACUGUUUCAUUCAAUGUUCUGUUCUCAUUUGGACUUUUAAAACCUUCAGUUCUGUCCCUGAUGGAAGCAAUGCCUUUAUUUUUAUUUUAAGUUUACCAGUGUGAAGGAGCCACUGCCCUAAUUCAACUCAGGUGACCAAACCCACCAAAUGUCCGACCUUUCCCAUCCCUGCCCAGCACCCCAGACCCAUAAACUUGGCCACUAUCUCAGCCAGAUGAUAUGAGAGAGAGGCUGCUGCAGAAGCCAAGCCUACCAAGCCUGAGUCUUUCCAUUCCCUUAGAGUGCAAGUAAGGGGAGGAGAGGGAUGUAAUGAAGUUUUUAAUUAAAAUUUAAAAUGUGUGUGUGUGUGUGUAUAUAUAUAUAUAUGUUGUUACAAUCUAAUUCUUGUGCCCCAGUGGGGUACUUUAUAGUUAACUGAAGGAGAUCAAACCAUUAUCGAGUUACGGGGGUUUUUUUUACACAAGCAGUGGUAAAUACCAAAUGGAAGAAAUUUUCAAACAUUUCUCAGCAAGCAGAACAAUCUUUUGAAGCCUGCACAUCUCAGAUUGCUUUAUAAGUUUGUUUCUAGUCUUUUAAAAAUUUUUUUAUUCAAGAAGAGGUGAAGGGGCAGGCAAUUAAAAAAAAUAAAAUAAAAGCACCUAUGGACAUCUCAGAUGUCUCUGGAUCCAUAGGACUUGUGGGCUGUUGCAUGACUGUGCUAGAGUUUAGUCUGAGUUGAUCUUUUUUUAAAAGAAAAAAACGCAAGUGUUGGAUACUAGAGGUUUGUUCAGACUUUUUAUUUUUAAAACAAUUGGAAUUAAUUUCUUGUACAAGGGAAAAAUAGAAUUAACAUCAACAAUUUAUUUCUGGAAAAUGGUACUGUAAAGCCUUAAAGGACAGCUAACUGUUGCUGCACCCAAAAGACAUGGUCAUAUUUUACAUGUUCUCCUCUCUGAACUUUCCUUCCUUGUACCUUGUUUGAGAAGGGAAACCAUAAGGCAUUCCAUGACUGGUACUGUGAGAGAGGUAGAGGCUGCACCGUUUUGUAUGGAAAGCAAAGGCACAACCCUGACUUGGCAAAGGCGGAUGAUCAGUAUCAUCAUCUGUUUUGAUUUACUAGAGAGCACCAAGUUGUCUGGGAAAGCCCGCAUUCCCUUCUCAAGAGCUGCCCACCCAAUUAACUUAGGCACCUAUCUCCUCCUGGUAUCUCAGCAAUAACAGUGAAUAUCUUGAGAAACUUCACUAGAGAAAUUGCUUCUUAAGUGGCUUACCUCAAAUGAGCAGCUUUCUCCUAGAUCCUCCUUUUACAGUUAAACUGCACAAAGUGUCACAGAGCUGGAUUAAUUUGAAGGGCCUGUAGAAUGAAAAGUGGAUCUCUGCAGUCUCCAGAACUGCUGCCAAAGUUUACUCCCUUUUGAAAUCUCUGUACUACUGAAUCUUACUAAGUUAUCCCCGUGACUGGCCUUGAGUGAAUUCCUAUUUCCAUCUGUUUCCCUUUACAUAGGGGGGAAAGAUUCUGAGCUAUGUGGUUAAACUCACCAUUGAGAGGGAGGUUGGCAUGGCAUUCUUUUAGAUUCUCUGCCCAGUGGCCAAACCUGUUGAUCUGGAACAUGAUGAGACUAUUUGAGCUUACAUCCUAAGACUCUAGAUGCACCAUGUUUGUGGACCAGAGCAUCAGUAUUCUGGCUGCUCAGGUCACAUAUGCCUUGUGUAGAAACUCCAUGACCAUCCAAGAGCACGAAGGCAAGCAUGACAGCGUUUAGCAUUUAAAUGAGUCAUUCUGGCAAGUAUAUUUCCACUUGAAAAGCUGUGUAUCCAAAAACAUAGAAAACCAGUGAAUAAGAGGAUAUUCAGAUUAAGUCACCAAAGAGGCAGGUUUCCUUCCCGUUUUAUGUGUUGCUUGAUGAAACACACAUCCCUCUUUUUUAAAAUCCUGGGUCUAAGUAGCAAUAUUGAAACAUCGGUUCAAUGGUCUGCUGGUAUGUGUGUGCCAUUGGGCUUACUUUGUCUCAAGCAUGGUCCUCUUUAAUCACAAUUUUGCCCCAGAAACAGGGCAGUGAUUUGGGGGGGGGGGGGAAGCUGAAGGCAAAAGAGAGUCCAGUGGCUUCCUAUAACCAGGGGGGAAGAAUCAAAUGACAGGCAGACCACAGAGUCCAAAUUUCCAGCUGCUUGUUCACUCAGGUGGCUGGGAUGCCAGUGAAAUCAAUAGGGCUACCUGGGAGUAUCAGUAUUCUCUGGUGUGUUUACAGCUUGGCACACAAGAAGCAACUUCACUGAAUAAAGAGAGGAAUUUUUUUUACUAUUACCAGAGAAUAAAAUUCUAAUCCAAUAUUCUUUGUGAACCUUUAUGUUCAUUUUGUACCUUAGCUGAUUCCCGCCACUACCACCCAGUCCAAAGGGUUUUAGAGUUGUCAGAGUUAAACAAACAUCUCUAGGCUAAUAAUGCUAGUUAUUCCUGAGACAGAGUGGCUGGCAAUCCAUUGGGUCUUGAAAUACAAGGAAAGGAUAGGGUUGCCAACUGGCCUGGAGAAAAAUGUCAUGUCCCUUUAAAAAGUUACUUAAUGGGAUAUGGUUAAGUGGUCAGACUGUAAAUCAACCCUCUGUUGGUUCAGAUGCCACCACUGCCUUGAGCUCAGCAGGUGGCCUUGGGUAAGCCACUCCUCUCAACCCCAGCUGCAUCGUGGGGAUAAUAAUAACACUGACUUUGUUCACAGCUCUCUAAGUAGAGCACUAAUCUGCCUAGAGGAGCCGUAUAUGCACACAGUUGUUAUUAUUUACCAGGUGACUUACUUAUCUACAUGCUAUGAAGAGCUUCAACUGCCUGUUUCCACUCAUUAAUCCUCUGUGAAAGGGACAGGACAUUUGCCUCCAGUCCUGUUGGCAAACCCAGUGAGGCAUGAUCAAUCAUGAACACAGCCAGUGUUAUCUCUGAACACAAGAUGUCGGGGACACAAAAGGAAAGGCCUAUUCAUACCUUGGUUGUUACCUGCGCUAGGUGGAGUUUGGCUGCAAUCCUGAGACCACUUUCCUAAAAGUAAGUUACAGUGAAUAAAAUGGACUGAGUAGACCUGCUUAGGAUCUUUUUCCCAGUGGGUCUGAUCCAGCAUGGCGGUUCUAGUGUUCUAACCUUAGCCCUUCCAGCACCUUUGGCCUCUGGGCCGCCAGUCCAGUAUUCUACCUACACACUUCCCCAGAAGGCUCAUUCUGGCAUUUGUCUUUGGGAUUUCAUCCCCAUGAAAAGUGGAAGUACCAGUGGGAGGAGGGUGGAAUGUUACUAUUCUGUGAGUAAAACUAUUUUGUUAACAUUCUUAUCCAGGUUGUGUUGACAUCUGAUAAAUACGCACACAUACAGGAUAAGGUUGUCAGAGGCUUUGGCAGCAGUGUUGAAUCCCCUGCUGUUUCUGUGGUUUUGCAGGACUGUGAUCAUGUAAUUGGCACGCAGAAAUAUGUUUUGUUGUGCAUUUUGAUGCUCAGGUUGUCACGUUAGGAACAAAAAAGUGUAUGUAAGUUGUUAACACCUUGGAACAGGGCAACGUUUCUGCUAAAGUACUUUGAUGUCACAGGUGCUAACUGAGGAUUUGGCAGAAUUGGACAAUGAGACUUUCCUUCAGAAAUCAAAGGUCAUGGAUUUUAAAUAAAAGAAAGGCUAUAGAGAAAGUGCUGGCUUGUUUGGAACAAUUCGUAAAGCAGACUAUCAUUUUACAGAUUGAAUAUUAUGAAAAACUAAAUAGGGAUUGUGUUCGCAGAAUAAGCUGUUACAUUCUUGUUUGUUGGGCAUUGCUAAGGAUUCUUAAGAUGUUUGAAGACCAGGAACAGAUUUGUGCUGAGAAGGAAUCAAUUGGAAAUCCACUGCCCACUCACCCCCGCUCCCCAGUAUCACAACCUGAUCUCUGGAGAAGUUGAAAAUUUCUUCCUCACCUAGUCCUGAACCACACAGUCUUGCAUUGUAGCAUAUUGAUCCCAUAGAGCUUGCUGCUGAAGUUCAGAGACUGUGUGCAUGGUCCGUCUGCCUCAGGCUGCUUCACCAGGAUUCCAUUCCUCCUCCCCCCUUCUUCUUUUUCUUAUUUAAAGAAAUGAGCAAAAACAAACAACCCACCACUCCUUUCACGCCUGUGAGCGGCCCCACUUUGCUGCUCUCCUGAUAGGCAUUCAGCCAUCAUUUGUUACUAGGACAAGUGAUGCUUUCAUGAUCUUCUUCAGUUCCCAUCAAGGCAGUGUAUUAAGGUGAUCUAUGGUCUCCUCCCAGCAUAGUCAGUGUCACUGACUUCUAGAUGACAUAUCUGUAACCAGGAAAAGGUCCAUGCCAAAUACAUUCUUUGUUUUUCGGGUGCUGUUUCAGCAUUUUAAUGUCCAUUGCUAGAAGGAGCUAGUCAUGGAUCCAUCUCCCACCUCGUGCCUUCAACCCCCUGUCCCUCAUGCUCUCAAAGAACGGUCUUCAUCUUUGUUGGCUCUGAUUAGCAGACUGUGAGGCAUGUUGAAGAAGCAGCUGCAUAGAGACAUUGACGGCUGUGGCUGGGAGGGAAGCUCCUUGUGGCUCAUUUUGAUGGAAAUAACAAAUUGUCCAAUACCUAUAACACCACUUCUUCUGAGAAGACAAUUUGAGUCAACUGAACCAGGGAAGUGGCCAGUGCUUUCUUUGGCUCCUGAACAUUUGCUGCCAGCUCUCUCUUCCCACAGUUCAUGCUAGUUCAGUGGAGAGCAAGAGCAUAAGAAGACUCACGUCAGAAUUGUUCUUUGGGCCCUGUGGUUCCAGGUGCUACCCAGAAAAUAUGAGACCGCAGGGCACUAACAAUAUACUCCAAUACGCAUACCAAUGUCUUAUCUUGGAUUUUUCUCCUUCCCGAUGCAGACUGUACUGAUCCUGCUUUCAUCUGCCAUGCAGACAGUCCAUAGGAUCAGGCAGGCUCUGCACAGCACACAGGUUUUGUGAGGGUACAGUGGAUUCAUAUUGCACAUCUCAUCCCUGCUCAUGCAGCCUUUAUUCCUAGCUCCUGGGACUUUUGGAUAACACACUAGAAAAAUAGUGGAACAGACUUCCUGCCCCCCAAUUAUGUUUUUUUCUUAUUUUAGUGCUUCUCUUUCUCCCUUACAAUUAAAAAAAAAUAUUGCAGGGCAUGUCGCUCUUUCUUCUUCCUAAGGAAUGUCAAAGUCACAAUUAGCUGUCCUUUAAGAAAGGGGAAGGGGGCGGCAUGGGAGGGGAGGAGGAGAGAAAACAUACAAAACAAAGAAUUUUAAUAGUAAAAUUUUAAAAAAAUAAAGAAAAUCCUGGUAACUUUAUGUGAUUGUUUCAGACUUGAAGCAACUAUGCCGAUGUGGCAACUCUUUGAUUGUGUAAAUAUCCUGCUAUUUCCUAUUUUAAUGUUCUUCAGAUUUAGUACUUGUAAAUAAACACAAGCAUCAAGGAGAGAUUAAACAUUUU
Eublepharis macularius is the source of this 14622-nucleotide messenger RNA. RefSeq names its product plexin A1 (gene PLXNA1). Gene Ontology annotation, biological process: negative regulation of cell adhesion; regulation of cell shape; semaphorin-plexin signaling pathway involved in axon guidance. The coding region runs from base 277 to 5994 and encodes 1905 amino acids. Gene Ontology annotation, cellular component: semaphorin receptor complex. The transcript has 32 exons. The record is from RefSeq and is a predicted model, not a curated record. Lineage: Eukaryota; Metazoa; Chordata; Lepidosauria; Squamata; Eublepharidae. Gene Ontology annotation, molecular function: semaphorin receptor activity; protein binding.